AGGGGAGGGGGGGACUGGUUCGGAUUUUAAAUCCAUGUGAAAUUUCGUCUGGAAAAAACGGUCAUGCGGCCGAAACUUACCAUGGCUAAAAAUCGAACCCUCGGGUAAAUCGGAUCCAAAGGAUCUGACUUUUUUUCAAGCUAAAUGAUAUCGCCUGCCCGUUUCUGGAAAGUUUCUCGUUUCAGCCUCAGCAGCAGCUGCCGUUGAGCUCGCCUGCGCAGCAGCCGCUUUCCACACAGCAUCGGGGGUCCGGUGAGAGGGCUUUUGGAUGUCAGAUACUUUACUCAGAUGUCCAAUCAGGUUAAAUUAAGUGGUGAUGCAAGGGCCCGGCUGGUGUCCUUUUGGCUCCAGGGAUUCAGAUUUCCCUCUCUUCUGCCUCUGUAGGGGAAAAUCUUGCUCGGGGAAAUUCAAAUUCCUUGGGACGAACGAAGACGAAGAUGGAGAAUGGUGCCCCGUCCCUCCUCCCUCAUUUCAAUGAUGUCACUUCCUCUUUCGUCAAGGCUUCUAGAAAUGAAGGUGUUGAUGUGUCCUCUGAUGCGAUCCUUUCCUUCGUCGAUUUCCUGGACUCAGUCUCCGACGCCGCACUUGCUGCGCCAGAUGACAUGGGGUCAGCAACACGUGCCUUGGAGGUCGUCAAAGCCACUCAUGAACUCAUCAAUGGCUUGAACGAGGAAGUUGUGGAUGCUUUGUCAUUGGACCUGCCAAAAGCGAUCGUGAAGUUUGUCGGGGUUUCUGAAGAGUGCAGCAUGAUCGUGGACCAGAUUAUUGAUUCCCUUUGUGAGAAGUGCAACCCAAGGGAUAUGCUCUCGAUUUUCUGUGAGGCACUUGACUUCUUUAAAUCUUGUGGUACUGCCAAACCAUAUGUUCCUCUUUUUCGUGGAAUCUCUCAUGUAUUCCUUUGUACAAGAAGACGCCAUUUUGAACAAAUAAAAACAGCAGUUCCAAUGGUUCUUAAUGUUCUAGAAUCUGCAUCCUCAGAACUGUCAGAAGAAGAUGAUGGCUAUCUGCAUUCUCUGUUUGAGAGAGGGACUGCUAUUGCUUCUUCCAUACAAGAAGUGUGUGGAAAAUUGGUGGGAAAUGACAAAUGGCGACUUAAUGCAUUGCUUGGUGCUUACAUCCUACAAGUCAUGGCCCUUGUCUCUAAGGUAGCUGGUUUUGGUGCUGCUUCAAGUAGAUUGAUCUACAUUUGCCAGUUGUCCAGGUUCCUGCUGUUUUGUGGGUUUUCAUAUCUUAAUUUAGUAACUGGAGAUGAUGUUGAUGCUGUUAUUAGUCGGUUAGUUGGGGAGGAUAGUGAUCAUUUGUUGGCUUGUUUUCCAUCUAUGAAACAUGGAGCAUCUCUAGCUGUUCUGUGGGGUUAUGUCUCGGAUGAGGUUGCCAAGCAUGCUGGUGAAGAGUUCAGCAGCGUCUUACUCAAGCUGCAAAAUGACCGGAAUAAAAGAUAUAAGGCCAUAUGCUUUUUGAAGCAUUUACUUUCCUCUGCUGGUUAUUCUUGGGAGUUAAAGGGACACUGUAUUGACUUUGUGCUGAACAUAACUGAUGAUAGAUUAUGUCAAAAUUUGGAUGCUGAAAAUUAUGAUUGUUCUUCAUGCUUCUCUGACAUGCUUGGCACGCUGCAGGCUGUUGAACUAGUCAUUGUCUACGCUUCAGAUGCUACAAUUCGGAAAAAAGCUUUUUCAGUUUUAAAGAGAGUACUGGCUGAUCUACCUUCUGGACAAAGAUUUGAUAUUUUACAUGUUCUUAUUGCAAAAAGUAGUUAUCCAUCAAUGACCGCACUUCUCAUAGAUCUUGCAAAAGAGCAUUUUGCGGAAAGCUACAAAAGGUCUAGAGAUGAUGAAACAGACAUGCAAAUUGAGGAGAAAAUUAUCCAGCAAACAUUUGAUGGAUGUCGAAACAUUCUUGACUUGGUAGAGUUAGUUUUGAAGCCUCCAAAGGGAGGUCCUCCUUCCCUUCCAGAAGAUUCUGAUGCGGUUGUAUCAGUACUUAACCUCUACAGAUUUAUCCUUUUACUGGAGUCAUCAGGGAAGACAAACUACAGCUGCAUCUUCCUGAUUAGCAAAUUACAAAAAGCUUACAACGAGUGGUUUCUUCCACUUCGCACUUUGGUCUCAGGAAUUCAAGCAGAAAAUGCAAAAGACAAUAGUGAAAUUGCACAGGGCAUUGAAAGUUCCUUAAAUCUUAUUCAGCUAGUAUUGUGUCAUUGCAUCGAACUUGUUGAACAGUACAUGAGAAACCCAAUAGCCUCCUGUUAACCUUGUAACAUAUUUAUAGAUUAUGCUAUGGUCUCCUGUUAGUAAGUAAAUUAUGUUUUCAAGCUA
This is a messenger RNA of Nymphaea colorata (pocket water lily), 2315 nucleotides long. Its product is annotated as aberrant root formation protein 4. The transcript is spliced from 15 exons. Gene Ontology annotation, cellular component: cytoplasm. The record is from RefSeq and is a predicted model, not a curated record. Lineage: Eukaryota; Viridiplantae; Streptophyta; Magnoliopsida; Nymphaeales; Nymphaeaceae. Gene Ontology annotation, molecular function: ubiquitin-protein transferase inhibitor activity. The coding region runs from base 438 to 2249 and encodes 603 amino acids.